CCAAAAAAUAAUCUGAAUUUAUUGUCGAAUCUGUCUUCUGCAGAAGAACCUCCAAUGGCAUCAAAACAUCUUUCCAACUCAAGUCAGCAAUCAACAACUCCUCCCAUCAUUGCCCAGUCAUUCAAAAACAACAGAGAGGCACCCAAACACAGAUAUAAAAAUAAAAAGGAAUCCUUGCGCCACAGCCAAUCUCUGUCAAGUAGAUAACCUUUCCCAUCGAGUUCUCUCGUCAAGUAUAAAAAAAAGGAAAAAGGCGAAACAAAGGAAAAAGUGGAUAUCCCUCAUUCAAACAUUGAAAAACAAGCCCAGAUUAACGACAAUAAGAGAAAAAGAAAAAAAGGCAGACUCAUUCCUCCCGGGGCGCUGAUUGAGAAGCAAAUUGAAGGGCGCCCCCGAAUAUCCCAAUUAAUCUAUGAAUUAGUCAUUCAUUUGACAAAGAGGCAAAAGACAUGCGGCACAUGUAUCAGCCAGCUUUCAUCCUUCAUCUUUAGUUCACAUUUCAGCCACAUGAGCAUCUGUAUCUUGCUUUAAUGGGCCCAAUGAGAGCAGUAUAUAGACGUCGAAUCCAGUGUGUUGAGUCGUCGUCGUCGAAGCGCAAGAAGCCCCUUGGUGGGCGUCUCCUUUUCGAUAUCGUUGCGGGUAUUAAACCAAAAACAACUCCAAAUGAAUUUCUCCACCCAUAUUUCCCGGAUACAAAACCAUCAACCCGUGAGAAAUAGUCGUGCUAGCAAAU
This is a messenger RNA of Trichoderma virens Gv29-8, 733 nucleotides long. RefSeq lists its product as uncharacterized. The record is from RefSeq and is a predicted model, not a curated record. Bases 531 to 719 code for a protein of 62 amino acids. Lineage: Eukaryota; Fungi; Ascomycota; Sordariomycetes; Hypocreales; Hypocreaceae. The transcript has a single exon.